Molecule: messenger RNA, 5516 nt
Organism: Spodoptera frugiperda (fall armyworm)
Lineage: Eukaryota; Metazoa; Arthropoda; Insecta; Lepidoptera; Noctuidae
Gene: betaggt-I
Product: geranylgeranyl transferase type-1 subunit beta
Exons: 5
Coding region: 242-1309 (355 amino acids)
Biological process (GO): protein geranylgeranylation
Cellular component (GO): CAAX-protein geranylgeranyltransferase complex
Molecular function (GO): CAAX-protein geranylgeranyltransferase activity
Source: RefSeq, a predicted model, not a curated record
AAUUGUGUGUCUCUGUCAGUCUUGUGCUUGUGUCAGACAGAAGUCAAGUCUGAGUUUUCGUGUCGCUAAAUUAAUGAGUGGACAAAAUAAAAAAUGAAAUAAAUUCGUAUAUAAAUGAUAGUUUGGAGCAAUUUCUAAACAAAAAGUGUGUUGGCUUUGUCCAUUUAAUUUUGAUUUGAGUGUAUAAUUUCAUUUAUACAAAUUGUUUUACGUUUGAAUUUGAGUAAAGUUUAUAUCAAAAAUGAAUCACGAAGAGAAUAAAAUUAUGGCUCACCGGCAGCAUGUGAAAUAUUUUAUGAGAUUUCUUAACAUUUUACCAUCGUCGUUGUCAUCUCAUGAUACUACCAGAGUAACAAUUGCAUAUUUUUCUGUUUCUGGAUUGGAUGUUCUUGGUGCAAUAUCGUCAGUUUCUUUGGACUUAAGGACAAGAAUAAUAGAAUGGAUUUAUAGACUUCAAGUGCAUCCCGAUAAAAAUAAUGGUGAUAUGUCGAUGUGCGGUUUCCAAGGGUCCUCAACAAUAAAUAUAGAUUUGGAUCCCCCCAACAAUCACUAUCGUUGCGGGCAUCUAGCAAUGACGUAUACCGGUCUUUGUAUCCUGCUCGCAAUGGGUGAUGACCUCUCUAGAGUCAAUAGGAAAGCUUUAGUCGCUGGUGUGAAAGCUCUACAAACGGAGGAGGGUAACUUCGCAGCCACGCUGUCGGGCUGCGAGUCCGAUAUGCGCUUCGUGUAUUGCGCAGCGUGUGUCAGCUACAUACUUAACGACUGGUCCGGAUUCAACAUUGAGAAGGCUACGGAUUAUAUCAUUAAAUCUAUAGGUUACGACUACGGCAUCGCUCAAUGUCCUGAGUUAGAAUCGCACGGCGGUACGACCUUCUGCGCCUUAGCCACACUGAGCCUCACGAACCAACUACACAAGCUAUCAGAACAGCAAGUGGAAGGCCUCAAGCGGUGGCUCCUCUUCAGGCAAGUCGACGGCUUCCAAGGCAGGCCUAACAAGCCAGUCGACACCUGCUACAGUUUCUGGGUAGGAGCCUCCCUGAAAAUACUAGACAUGCUACAAUACUCUAACUAUGGAGCCAAUAGGAGGUACGUCUAUGAGACCCAAGACACGGUAGUAGGAGGAUUCUCCAAAUGGCCAGAUACGUGCACAGACCCCAUGCAUACAUAUCUAGGCUUAGCUGGCCUCAGUUUAAUAGGCGAAAGCGGACUACUGGAGAUAGAACCAACUUUAAACAUAACAAAAAGGGCGUAUGAGCAUCUCAAGUCUUUACACGCGAAGUGGGACAAUGAAGAUCUCCAUGUUUUAUGAAUACCUCUCACAUGGUCGUGUGAAACUGUUCGUAAUUGUGAAUGACUUUAUUAAUGUUUACUUUACUUGGCGUUGUUCGUGAGGUCGGGCUCCACUGCACAAAUAAAGGACCAAGUUUAAUUGUUAAUUAGAACGAACAAAUUUUUAAUGUAACGCGUACAAUUUGCGCUUGUAAAUUCACAAUUAUAGCAGUUUCCUACCAACCUCGUUUGACCUAAGAUUUCUAUGAAUUUUAAGUUACCUACCGAAAUUGUCGUAAUUUAUAUAGAUAAGUUUAUAAAAACGUUCUUUAUGCUAAAGUAUUAUUACUGUUGCAUAAUUCUUUUGUAUAAUAUUGAAUUUUUUAGUACUUAAAGUAAUGUUUAUGAAUAAAUAGGUGCUAAUACUUUAUACCUAGGUAUAGGGUACCUAACGGUGUCAUUGGACAACGAGUAAAUGUUUAGCAGUAAAUAGUACAAUAUGAGAAUUUCUCGCGACGUGCCAUGAGCAGUUGAGUAGUUAGGCAUUUAUCAAAUUAUUGCACAAAAUGUAAUUUUAAGCUGUUUCUAAUAAUAGUCGAUAGAGGGCGCAGUCAUAGAUGUUUUUACGAGAUUCAAAUAGACAUAGACGUUUUAACACAGUCAAUUUAAAUACAUGGAAAUAUCAAGUUAAUAAUAGUAUAUGGUUCGUUAACAGUAGGUAGCAUGUUUAAAAGUUUAUAGGGCUAUACACAAAAAUAACAUGUCUCAUCAAAGACAUUAAAAAUAUCAACAUUUUUAGGAAAAAAAGUAUUAUUAAUAUAGAGUCUUGAUUUCUGAAAAACAUUCAAAUUAAUUAGAUUUGAUGCUGACGUUCAUAUUCAAAUUAUUUUACUGAUUAAAUUGUGAAGGUACAGUUUUAAGCAUUAGAUAACCCAAAAUUAUAAUUGUAAUGCCAUUAGAAUGAAUUACAUAACGUACCAAUGAAAGUGGAACUAAUUAUGUAAAAUUAAAACGCUGACCAUUGCUUUAUACUGUUUAUAGAGUCGUCAAUUAAUUCAAUUCGGUUCUUACGUCAUUCAUUAUUCAGUUACUGCAUACAAUAUAAUUAUUAUUAUUUCAGACUGCCUCGUUGAGACAGUAGUUUCUUUUUAUAUUUAAUACCGUUUGGGCACUAUCUCGCCUGGUAAGCGAUGAUGUGGCUGAAGAUGGAGCACGCCUACCUAUGAGCAACCUGUUCACUCGGGACUUGAAGACACCCAAGUUGUAUUUUUCAAGAAACACAGGUUUCGUCAAGUCAAGCUGUAUUUUUCAAAAAACCUGUGUUACUCCGGCAAGGAGUUCCAUUCCUUAGCGGUUCGCACAAGGAAACUCGAAGCAAAACGCUUCGUGCGAAUUGGUGGAAUAUCAACCAUAUACGGGUGGCGCCUUGCCGUUUGUCUGGUAGUACGAUGGUGAAACAGACUGGGGGAAUUAGGUUGUGCAACUCCCAUGUCUAUUCUCAUAGUUGGGUUUGUUUCUUAGUAUAUAAUGACUCUAUGUAUAACAAAAUUAUUACAUUUCACUUAGAACUUAUUAUUUAUUCAUAAUUCGAUUUAUUUUUAACAGCUGACCAAUUUUAGUUUCACUUUCAAUCGGUAUUUUGAUUGCGCCGAAGCCUACAAAACUGAGUUUUUAUUUAUAGUACUUUUAUUUUUAUACGUUCAAAUAGGAAAUAAUGGUUUAGAAUAUUAAUAUUCUACGGAGGUCGAAUGUUUCACAGUUUCAUGAUUAGUUUCAAUCGGAGAGCGCUGAUCAUGAAGCAAGUACAAAGAGGAGAUGCCAUAAUGUGAUUGUGCACUGUGACAAAAAAAACGGCACUGCACAAUUUAUAUUUAAGUAAAAAGGUGAUACGCGCUCAGAAAGUGGCACAUUAAAAUGUGGACAAGUGGCAACGUUUUUGUAGUAUGAGACCGCUAAAUGGAAAAUAGAGAGGGGCGUGGUUUGUAACGUCACGCGCUCCCCGUAAAGUGUCACGUAUUAUGUUAAAGGAAAUCCAGUUAUGACAUCUUCUCUUUGUAUUUGCUUCAUAGCCCUAAUGCCCGGUCUCUAUCAAAUGUGUAGUCUCUUAGUCUGCUCUUAACAUACCCGCAGGAAGAGUAGAGAUGGUGAUAAAGUCUGUCUUGAUCCAGCAGCUUUAUUUUUUCACCCAUUUUUUUUUGGAGGAUAAUAAAGUUGAAUUCGCUAGUGUGGUCUAAGCCUAGUUUUUAAUGAAGGCGCAAGUACGAGAUAGUAUGCAUCGAAAUCUUUUGGAAGCUCGCAGUCACUCCGUUAGUUCAUAAAAGUGCUAGAAUAAUAAUAAUAUUAUAAUUUAUUCAAACUGCAGAUAGACAAUUACCUAUGACUUUUAAAUAUCUUGUGUUUGGUCCCAAAGCAAACUAUUCAUAAGGCCAAUGAACCCAACUUUAUGUCAAAUAGAUAGAGAAUGUUUUGAAUGUUAAAUCUACUGCCAUUCUUUGCAUAUUUAUUCACUGAUGUCUGAAGUCCAUGCUAAUAUUUAUCUUUAAGCAUCAAAGUCACAUUUAAUUUCGUGGUGUAAUUUCUAAAGCAUUUAUUUCAUGCAUUUUUAUGUUUUGGAAAACUUUCACAAUUCUAUAAACGUUUGCAUUUUUUGGUCAAGGAUGUUCUGGACCCUUAGUAUGAGUUUGCUUUACGCUUUACGAGAGAGAAUUCGGCGCUCUGAUUGGACGACUCGAAUAAACCAACCAAUCACAGCGCCGAACGCGCCUUGGUUUCGAUUGCUAUAAACGUAAAGCAAACUCGUACUAAGGGUACAGAGUGUUGAGACACAAUUUAUUAUCAAAAGCAUAAUCCAUAAUUGUCCAUUUUCUCUAUGAAUCAUAAUAAACUGAGUUCUAAGGUUUUUGUGUUACUAGAGACGUUAAGAUUUUGAAAUCAGUUAAACAUUUACUAAUAUCAUGUCAGUCAACUUUAGACUGUUCGAUGGUUGAGACCUUACUGCCAUACUCAGAGAUAUUUAAUGAUUACAUAAAUGAUUUCUUAGUAACGAUUUUGUAGGACUAGUUUAAGUCUGACUGCCAAUAGAAAACUGUUGUUGGCGUUCAAUGUGUUAAGUAACCAUUAAAUGACUCUGGGUACGGCGGUAAGGGACUUAAAGUCUCACUAGCGCCAAAAGGUGAGAACUAAAUCUUAAUAUCAUUGGUGUGCUUGUUUGACGUUUGGUCAACCCUAUAACCUUAGUUUUUUUACAAGGCAAGCAUGAGUUACUGAUCAGUAUAGAAUACUGAUCAACAUUUUAAGAAGCGCUUACUGAUUUUUUUAUAAUGAAAUUAUUUAUAUUUUUACAUAAUGAAAUCUAUCAGUUCCUGCGUUAGCAAAAUGUGUCUUACUACGUUGUGUUAUGGCUUGAAUUGUUUUGUAAUUUGUGUGUUGCUUUUUUAUUGGCAAACCUUUACUAGUUAUACAGGGUGCGGUAGAAUGAAAUAUUAGAUUAAUACCUAGACGGAUUGCUUUAAUCGUUUCUUUGUUAUUAUCAAAAUAAAUAAAUACAUAAAGUUUUUAUCUAUUUCUCAUUAAGUUUAUACAUUUGGAUAUUAAAAUUAUUCCUUAAAGUCAAACUUCUUGUUAGCAUUGCGUUCCGCAUAUUAAUUAAAUGCAUAUAAUUAUCUUGUUAACGGUUAAGGGAAAGAGAAGUUAUUGUGAAUUGAAAAAGUUACUAUAGUCUGCUCCAAAAUACUACGAACCUGUUUUAGUAUCCAAUGAGGAAAAUUCAAGCAAUAAAUUAAUUAAGUAGGUAUGUGUUUUUGUUAUAAAAAAUCUCAGUGAUUGUGAUCUUGUUCUUAAAGCAACGUAUGCAUAAAUAGCUAAGGAAAAAAUAAUCUUAUCGUGAUUAGAAUAAGUUUUAUAAUCGAAUGUUUUACAUAAACUACGUAAUUAUUUGAAAUUCGAACAAAUAUUGCCAAGUUUGGCGCCAAGUAAUGAGUUCACAAACAUUUCGAGACCAACGCGAAUUAAAUAUUUGUUAUUUAUUUUUUAAUUUAUUAGUAAAGGUUUGUCAUAUUAAAUAAAAAAAUAACGAUGUUAUUUUAUGAUUUGUGUUUAAAAAAUUAUGCGUAAAUUAUUAUGUAAAGUUUUAGUAUUAGUUUUAUUAGAAAAAAGUAAUUUGAACAUGUAAUUAUGUCUAUUUUGAGCAUUUAUUUCGAUUUGUUUAAAAAAUAUUGAAAUAAUAUAAUGAAAGUUAAAAUGAAAAA